UUGUAAGAAGAUUUUAUUAAUAAGAAAGGAAAAUAAUUGAAAAAUGCAGGACAGAUAAAGAGAGUUUACAAUUGAUUUUUCUGAUUUUUAAGGAUCGUAUUUAAUUUAUAUGGAGGAAGCACCUGCUCAUAAUAAGGAUCGUUAUUGAGGU
Molecule: messenger RNA, 151 nt
Organism: Paramecium pentaurelia
Lineage: Eukaryota; Ciliophora; Oligohymenophorea; Peniculida; Parameciidae
Source: the annotation of a GenBank genome assembly